Messenger RNA from Neoarius graeffei (lesser salmon catfish), 3929 nucleotides. Its product is annotated as mucin-2-like. The coding region runs from base 957 to 3602 and encodes 881 amino acids. Lineage: Eukaryota; Metazoa; Chordata; Actinopteri; Siluriformes; Ariidae. The record is from RefSeq and is a predicted model, not a curated record. The transcript is spliced from 13 exons.
GCUUUCAGUGAUCUACUGUUUGGCUUCCCCCCGGUCUUGUCCAGCUGUGCAUUUUGUGUGCAGCGACUUCCGAAUGUUUUUUUUGGUGUCUGUAUUAAGUGCAGAUGACCCAUGGAAUUCUGUGAGCCUCGCUGGGAUUAGGCGAGGAGUUUUGGAUCGUGUGGUGUUGCCGGUUUUGGUCCGGGUUUGCUGCUGUUCUUGCCAGCGCGUUUCUGCUAAGUGCUGUUUUCUCUGAUUGGUGCAGCUGCCUGCAUGAGGAGGGCUGCGAAACCACCACAGCCCUUUUACAUUAGUUUUAACUUUUGUAGGGUGUGUGUGUGUGUGUGUGUGUGUGUGAGAGAGACUGUUUGGGUGCCUGAUCAUCAUUCAUUUAUAAUAAAUGUGUGUUUGGAGUGUGGUAUGAGGGAUUUUCUUUUCUGUUAAAUUGGGUAUUUUUGUUUUAUUUUGUUUUAGUCCUGCUCAGGCUUUACCUGCUGGCAGGAGGCUCUUUGUGGAUAGCCAGUGGGCUAUCUUAUUGGGCCUGAUUUAUGUUAAUGCCUUUUUAUUAUUUUAUUUAUUUUGUUUAUAUGGUUUAAUGUUUAUGAGAACUUAUUUUAUGUGAAUUUGUGUGUGGUUAGUACCACGUCUGCCAACCUUUUCUGCCGUGGCAAGCAGCCUUUGGUUGCCAAUUGUAUGCCAGUACUGGUGGGAGGCUAUUGCAAGCUGUGGAUCAUCAGUGGUCCACGUAGUUUCCCUCCUUUAGUUUACAUCGUGUGUGGUUGUGCAUUUUAAUUGGUUAGUUUGUUGUGAUCUAGCUGUGUUAUUUUUGUUUGAUUCUCUCUCUUCAUAUCUUUUUUUUCUUUAUUUACUUUUCAGGUACUGUGGGCCCAAGGCGGGGUGGCAGCUGAUUCCUUAGGUGGUUGUCAGCCAAGCUGUGAUUGGCUCCCAGGCCCUUUUGACAUCAUGCGUUUAGCAUUAUGACACCCUUGUUACACCCUCUGGUUAAAUAUCCCAUUUUCUUGCUCCAUAUGCUACACUUUGCCACUGGACUGAGAACACUCUACCUCUGCUACCUGCAGAUUCAGGUUAUAAACAAGACAAUGGACUGGAGCCUUAUACUGGCCAUUUUGUGUCUGAUUGCCACAAAUGCAACAUCCACAAAUGCAACUACAAGCACUGAUUCAACAACCUCUACUUCAUCCCUGAAUCCAACUACAAACACUGCUUUGACAACUUCAACCCCGAUCUCAACUCCAAGCACUGCUUCAACAACCAUGACUUCAACCCAGAGUCCAGCUCCAAGCACCACUUCAACAACCAUGACUUCAACCCAGAGUCCAACUACAAGCACUGCUUCAACAAGCAUGACUUCAACCCCAAGUCCAACUAUAAGCAGUUCAACAAACACUCCUCAAGUAGCUGCAAAAUUCAUCUUGGUCUUUAGCAUCAAUGAAACCUUUGUUCCAGCCCUGGCCGAUACCAGCUCUCCAGAGUUUGAAGAAAAAGCUAAACGUAUCCGUAAGCAGCUUGAACCAAUUUACAAACAAAAGUUCAAAAACUUCAUCAGGAUGGAAAUUCUCAAAUUCAGCGAAGGUUCUAUUGUGACAGACUCCACCCUUGAAUUCAGUGCGAAUGGCUCCAUCCCAAAUAACACCAUAGUGCAAAGCACUCUUAUUAAUGCAACUACCACCGACUCAAGCUUGAACAUUCAUCAAAAUUCUAUAAAUGUCACCGAGGUUCCUGUAACAAACACAACUUCAAGCCCAAGUAUAAUGACAAACAGCCCUUCACCUAAUUUGCCUCAAAUCAUAACUGCAAUUUUCAACUUAAUCUUCAGCAUUAACGAAACCUUCGAUGCAGCCCUGACCAAUACAAGCUCUCCACAGUUUGCAACAAAGUCUAAACAAAUCCUUAAUGGGGUUGAAGCAUUGUACAAGAGAGCCUUUCAAAAAGUCAUCAUCAUUCAAGGGAUAAACUUCAAGAAUGGUUCUAUUUUGAUAAAUAGCUUUCUGUUUUUCGUUUCUGGUGGCAUUGUUACUAAGGCCCAAGUGAAAGACACCCUUGCCAAUGGACUUGCCAACUUGGACUUCACUGUUGAUCCAAACUCCAUCAGUGUCACCCAGAUCCGUGGUAAUUCCAUGCCACCAGCGAUUGCAAACACCACUUCGACAACUUCAACCCCGAUCUCAACUCCAAGCACUGCUUCAACAACCAUGACUUCAACCCAGAGUCCAGCUCCAAGUACCGCUUCAACAACCAUAACUUCAACCCUGAGUCCAACUACAAGCACCGCUUCAGCAAGCACGACUUCAACCCCAAGUCCAGCUCCAAGCACCGCCUCAACAACCAUGACUUCAACGCUGAGUCCAAAUCCAAGCACCACUUCAACAAGCACAACUUCAACCCCGAGUCCAGCUCCAAGCACCGCUUCAACAACCAUAACUUCAACCCUGAGUCCAACUACAAGCACCGCUUCAGCAAGCACGACUUCAACCCCGAGUCCAGCUCCAAGCACCGCUUCAACAACCAUAACUUCAACCCUGAGUCCAACUACAAGCACCGCUUCAGCAAGCACGACUUCAACCCCAAGUCCAGCUCCAAGCACGGCUUCAACAACCAUGACUUCAACGCUGAGUCCAAAUCCAAGCACCACUUCAACAAGCACAACUUCAACCCCGAGUCCAGCUCCAAGCACCGCUUCAACAACCAUAACUUCAACCCUGAGUCCAAAUCCAAGCACCACUUCAACAAGCACAACUUCAACCCCGAGUCCAGCUCCAAGCACCGCUUCAACAACCAUAACUUCAACCCUGAGUCCAACUACAAGCACCGCUUCAGCAAGCACGACUUCAACCCCAAGUCCAGCUCCAAGCACCGCCUCAACAACCAUGACUUCAACGCUGAGUCCAAAUCCAAGCACCACUUCAACAAGCACAACUUCAACCCCGAGUCCAGCUCCAAGCACCGCUUCAACAACCAUAACUUCAACGCUGAGUCCAACUACAAGCACCGCUUCAGCAAGCACGACUUCAACCCCAAGUCCAGCUCCAAGCACGGCUUCAACAACCAUGACUUCAACGCUGAGUCCAAAUCCAAGCACCACUUCAACAAGCACAACUUCAACCCCGAGUCCAGCUCCAAGCACCGCUUCAGCAAGCACGACUUCAACCCCGAGUCCAGCUAUAAGCAGUUCAACAAACACUCCUCCAGUAGCUGCACAAUUCAUCUUGGUCUUUAGCAUCAAUGAAACCUUUGUUCCAGCCCUGGCCGAUACCAGCUCUCCAGAGUUUGAAGAAAAAGCUAAACGUAUCCGUAAGCAGGUUGAACCAUUGUACAAGAAAGCCUUUCAAAACUUCCUCCUCAUGCAAAUCAUAAACUUCAAGAAUGGUUCUAUUUUGACAAAUAGCCUUCUGUCUUUCGGUCCUGGUGGCAAUGUUACUGAGGCCCAAGUGAAAGACACCCUUGCCAAUGGACUUGCCAACUUGGACUUCACUGUUGAUCCAAACUCCAUCAGUGUCACCCAGAUCCUUGGUAAUUCCAUGCCACCAGUGAUUGCCAGCUCACUUUCCAUGAUAUGGAUGUGUCUUCCAUCACUUCUACUUUCAGUGGCAUUGCACUGCUAGCUCUAAGCCUGAUCAGAAAAAAAACACACAAUAUAUAUGAUAAAGAGAAUAUGGACAAAUUGUUUCAUUCUUAUACAUAAAGCUAUAUUCAUAUAAUAAAUUCUAAUAUGUUGAAUUGUUGAAGCUGGAGACUUAAUGAGGGUUCUGAUUUGCCUGAAAAUUUCUCAACAUUCUAACAAUCCUACAAGGAUUUUCUUCACUUCUAUUUAAAUCCUUUGGAAAUAAUUUUUAAACCAUUGUAUUGUUAAUAGUAUAAUUUUAUGUUCACUUCAGUAUAAAUUAUAAACACUGUAAUGGAAACUUCUAAUAAACACUUCAGAAUGCUUA